CACAGUUUUUUCAACUACUUGGAUUAAGGAUGACCACUCCUCAAUUAAUCGUCGGUUUGCUUUGGUUGCUAGCGGUUUUCACAGCAGAAGCAUCAGCUCAAGGAAAUCUUGUUCUGAAGAGUUUCCAACGUGCCAAGUUGGAAUGCAAACAGUACCUCCCACCGUUGGACGACUCGGACGGACUAUGUCAAUCCCGUUGUGAAGCGAUAGCGUUACAUUCCUGGGAUGACUGCUCCGGAUUGCUGUACGUCCCAUACAGUCGCCAUUUUCAACCGGAUCGCAAUGACAAGAACUACCUGAAUCGUACUCUGCGCUGUCUCGAUGCUGGUUUGGAAAAUGUUUCGAGUGAAGCUGUUUGCUGCAAAGCAUCGGUAUAUUGGCGCUGCUACCGGGAUCAAUGGGGUAACCUGAUCGGGACGCCCCAGCUUGUUCCGCUGUCAAAAUUGCAGAUCAGCAGUACCAUCGAACAGUGCGCCCAGAUGUUGCAGGUUAACCAUACAGAGUUGCAAUAUUUCGCACGGAACCAUUUUGACGUAUCGGAUCGAUCCCGUUGCCUGAUGCGUUGCAUGCUGAUCAGGAAAGGAUUAUACAGCGACGCCAGUGGACCCGACCUCGACCGGAUGUAUGUUCAGUGCGGGGGAUAUAGCAUAGAUGAGGAAACCUUCAAACGGAAUGCGAGUGAGUGCAUCGACAGACUUCGCGGCAAGUGCUAUGACAAGUGUACGCUGGCAACCCGGAUCGUUGUAGAUUGCUUUCCGAUCGAUGCAGGGCCAGUAACCGGUGAGACGCUCGAAGAAGUGGAAAUGCUGGCGGCCGCGGCGAUAGAUAGGAUUGUUACCUGGAUGCAAGGAGCGAAGCUGCAGAUAGCCCACCACAAAACAGAAGUGAUGUUGGUCAGUAACUGUAAAGCAGUGCAGCGGGCAGAAAUCACCAUUGUUUCGAAGCGCGUGCUGUAG
Messenger RNA from Ochlerotatus camptorhynchus, 956 nucleotides. RefSeq names its product general odorant-binding protein 45-like. The transcript has 2 exons. NCBI's taxonomy places the organism in Eukaryota, Metazoa, Arthropoda, Insecta, Diptera, Culicidae. The coding region runs from base 30 to 956 and encodes 308 amino acids. The record is from RefSeq and is a predicted model, not a curated record. Gene Ontology annotation, biological process: sensory perception of smell. Gene Ontology annotation, molecular function: odorant binding.